UACAGCGUACUGAGUACAGUUCCCUGUGCUAUACAGUAGGUCCUUAUUAGUUACCUAUUUUAUAUAUAUUAGUGUGUAUAUGUCGAUUGGGAUUGGCUCACUCUGGAGGUUGCCUAAAUUUAGGGUAUUUGCUUUAUGUCCUGUUAGACUUGACCUUGACCAGAGAGUCUUCAAGAUGCCAAACUGGGGCGGAGGAGCGAAAUGCGGAGCCUGCGGAAAGACCGUCUACCAUGCGGAAGAAAUCCAGUGCAACGGAAGGAGUUUCCACAAGACCUGUUUCCACUGCAUGGCCUGCAGGAAGGCUCUGGACAGCACCACAGUGGCAGCUCACGAGUCUGAGAUCUACUGUAAGGUCUGCUACGGGCGCAAGUACGGCCCCAAGGGGAUCGGGUAUGGACAAGGUGCCGGCUGCCUCAGCACGGACACGGGUGAACACCUGGGCCUCCAGUUCCAACAGUCCCCAAAGCCGGCACGCUCUGCCACCACCAGCAACCCUUCCAAGUUCACUUCGAAGUUCGGAGAGUCGGAGAAGUGCCCUCGAUGCAGAAAGUCAGUCUAUGCUGCUGAGAAGGUGAUGGGAGGUGGCAAGCCUUGGCACAAGACCUGUUUUCGCUGUGCUAUCUGUGGGAAGAGUCUAGAGUCCACGAACGUUACUGACAAAGAUGGGGAACUUUAUUGCAAAGUUUGCUAUGCCAAAAAUUUUGGCCCUACAGGUAUUGGGUUUGGGGGCCUUACACAUCAAGUGGAAAAGAAAGAGUGAAAAGUGCACCGUUUCUCAGGUCUCUCAUCGGCCUAAAGCACUUGCCAAGUAUCCUACCCAGAUGGAAACCCCUCCCCAAACAUCCUUUUGUUGGUAGUUGGAGAGUGUUUCUCUUCAGAAGUGACCACAGUCUUUACCUGAAGUUAGAAGAGAUCUUUGGAAGAAAAUUAUUAAAAGUCUAAUCCGUAACAAAUGCUUUAUUAUUUACGAUACUUGGGGUGGGAGAGGCCAUAAAUAAAAGUUUAAGUGGUAACUUCUACGUCUCUGGAUCUUUUCUUUCAAAUGGGGGAAAUUUUCAAAAAAACAGAGCGAUAGUUUAAAAAAAAAAUUGUGCAGAGGAUGUAAUGAAUUUUGGUGUCAGCUGUGGAAAGAGUGAGGAGGAGGA
Molecule: messenger RNA, 1145 nt
Organism: Aethalodelphis obliquidens (Pacific white-sided dolphin)
Lineage: Eukaryota; Metazoa; Chordata; Mammalia; Artiodactyla; Delphinidae
Gene: CSRP3
Product: cysteine and glycine rich protein 3
Exons: 5
Coding region: 80-760 (226 amino acids)
Biological process (GO): sarcomere organization; cardiac muscle contraction; muscle tissue development
Cellular component (GO): cytoplasm; Z disc; nucleus
Molecular function (GO): actinin binding; structural constituent of muscle
Source: RefSeq, a predicted model, not a curated record